UUUAAUUUUCUUCUUCUACUUCUUUUCUUCCUUUACAAUCUUAUGACAUUGAAUUUGCUUCCUACGCUUUCAUAUAUGUCUAUGCUUUAUAAAGUUUAGUUAAUUGAAACAUAUAUAGCGUUACAUGUUAUUAUGGAGAAGCUAAUAAGGCGGUAUGAACGUGUGUUCAAGCACUUUGAUGAGAACGGAGACGGCAAGAUAUCGGCGGCGGAGCUGCGGCAGUGCGUGGAGGCGAUGGGGGAGGAGUUGUCGGCGGCGGAUGCGGCGACGGCGGUGGCAAUGCUGGAUGGCGACGGGGACGGGUUGGUGGGGUUGGAUGAUUUUGUGAGGUUUGUGGAGGGAGGGGAAGAGGAAGAGAAGGAGAAUGACCUAAAGGAGGCUUUUAAGAUGUAUGAGAUGGAUGGAAGUGGUUGCAUCACACCAAGGAGUCUUAAGAGGAUGCUUAGUAGGUUAGGUGAGUCUAGGAGUAUUCAUGAGUGUGAGGUUAUGAUAGCUAGGUUUGAUCUUGAUGGAGAUGGUGUGCUCACGUUCGAUGAAUUUAAGGUCAUGAUGUUCUAAUGUAUUUAUGUUCUUCUAAAAUUCUUUUUAUUUAUUUAUAAACUUGUGAUUGAUUGGUUUCUUAUUUGGA
Molecule: messenger RNA, 628 nt
Organism: Cajanus cajan (pigeon pea)
Lineage: Eukaryota; Viridiplantae; Streptophyta; Magnoliopsida; Fabales; Fabaceae
Molecular function (GO): calcium ion binding
Source: RefSeq, a predicted model, not a curated record